AGUGCCCCUCUGGAAGCUGCCAAAGGCACUUUGAUGAUACAUAUCACAUUUUCUGCAUCUGAAUGUAUAACCCUUAUGUGACUACUCGUGAAGCCAUCCCCAUUUGAACCAACCAGAAGUGAGCCCACCCAUUUUGCAACCUUUUCACACUUCUCUGCCUCUCAAGUAUCUGUUUGCCUCUGCGACCCCUUUGAAGCAACAACUCUGACUUGUGGAGGACAGUUUUACGCAAAGUCCUUUUUCGUUUUACUGAAAGUAGAGAACGGAGGUAUGUCUGAGUGUGGGAAACCUUCUGUGUAUGUGGUGGACAGCCAUGUGACAAGGCCUCCAUUGCCACCGAGAGUGGACCAGAGGCUGAAGCACACCAGCCCAGCACAGAUCCUGCUGUUUAUGCUGGUGGGCCUGGCUUUGUUUGGCAUGCUCCUAGAAGCUUGCUUCAUAUACCAUCUCUACCACCGUGAUUCUGACUCCACCUCGGCAUCCUCGGCUAUGAUGCAGCAAGAUGCUAGUCCCAGUAAAGAGUCCGUUUAUGAAAUUCCUCCUUCCAAACCUGUUGCACAUCUGACAGAUGGACAAGACGUCGUUCAUAGACAUAAUAUAAUGUCAUGGAGCAUGAAUGCAGAACCUCUCCUCUACGGCAUGACCUACAGCGACGGAAAGCUUAUCAUUAAUACUCAGGGUUACUACUACGUCUACUCCAAGGUUUUCUUCUCAGACCACACUGCAUUUCACCACGCUGUCAGCAUGAAAACCGAAAAAUAUGCUGGAGGAAAUAUUACCCUCCUCCAGUCCAGAAAAUAUACCCCACUGUCCAACAACGUUAUGCGGUCCAACAGUUACCUGGGUGGGGUGUUCCACCUUUACAAAAACGACGCUAUCUUUGUGAGCGUCAGUAACACCAAACAUAUUGAGCGGCACAAACCCUAUGAGAACGUCUUUGGUGCAUAUAUGAUAUGAACGUCACUCUGAUUUUGUUUAUGAAUCAGAAAGCUUUGAGGAAGAGGAAUUCAAAUUGCCCAAGUCCUUGUAAAAAAAACAGGUCCAUACUCAGAAAGGGAAGUGUGAAACUUUCUCUCUGACUUUGCUUUCUUGCUGCGAAUGCGCAUCGCUUUAGCAUCUCUUCAGCACUGGAACAAAUCUUAUGCAGUUUGUCUUCAGUUGUAUAGACCUACAAACUUUGAAUUAAAUGUGUAAAUGUUAAAAAAAAUGAUGACAAUAGGGAAUAUAUAUAUAUGUGUGUGUUAUUGAGUUUGUGUGAUCUUCAUGUUGCUACUAAAUAAUCAUUUCUUUUCAAUCUCGCUUCAACACUUCUGGCACAUAAUGUAUUUAUUACAGCUUAAUAUAACUGUUGUGACUCUGCUGUGUUGAAUUGCUGUACAGAGUGAUAACAUGCAAGGCAUUCAAAUAAAAAGACGUCGAGUUAAAAGUU
Mugil cephalus (flathead mullet) is the source of this 1429-nucleotide messenger RNA. RefSeq names its product TNF superfamily member 14 (gene tnfsf14a). Bases 271 to 957 code for a protein of 228 amino acids. Gene Ontology annotation, molecular function: tumor necrosis factor receptor binding. The transcript is spliced from 4 exons. Gene Ontology annotation, cellular component: membrane. NCBI's taxonomy places the organism in Eukaryota, Metazoa, Chordata, Actinopteri, Mugiliformes, Mugilidae. Gene Ontology annotation, biological process: immune response. The record is from RefSeq and is a predicted model, not a curated record.